UACAAACGCCACCUUGAUGGAAAUUUCUAUAAACGUUUUUAUUUUCAUUUUGUACAGUUUGUUUAUUUUAUAUUUGCAGCAUUUUGUGAACAGAUAUACGGAAUUCGUACGCAGUCUUUAGAUAAUCAUGCUGGGACUGCAAUCCUACGGCAGCUCAUCCGACAAUGACUCGGACAACGAACAAAGCGAGGAAGCUGCCAAAGAGUUGACCGCGCAUUUGCAGCCCGUGGACAAAACCCAUUCGUUGUCCACAACGCUGGCCGUUUGUGCAGCGCCCGACGUCGUGCCAAUGGGAACCGCAGCCGUGCCACGAACGCUGGACCCCACGCUCAAGGAAGUCACCUACAAUCCACGCUUCGAAGAAAUGUAUGCGCCCGUCCAGGGCCCAGAGCAUCCCAACUUGACAAUGCAGCAACGGGCGCCGCGCAACACGCUAGCUGGCUAUGUCGAGAAGGCGCAUAUAAAUGCAUUUGAAUUCGAGAACCAGCGACGCACCUUCCACACCUAUGGCUAUGCCUUAGAUCCCACGGUGGACAACGAAGCCGACGGACAGUCCUUUGUGGGUGAUCUCCAGUCCGCCUACGAUGAUAAUGGCAAGACGGUCUUCGAGUCGCCAAAGCCAAAGAAGAUGCGCAAACAGGAGAAAAACGAUAAUCCAGAGGACAUAGAAGGCUUUCUCGGACCAUGGGGAAAGUACGAGAACGAGAUAAGUGUGGCCAAGCCCAACGAACAGGAGCGAGCCGAGCUGGACGAACUACUCUCCAAGAGACACAAACGCGGACGCAUACCCGAGGACAAGCCACUGGAAGAGAAGUCCACGCUGCACAUCAAGGAAGCCUACGAUUACCAGGGCCGCUCGUAUCUGCACGCGCCACACGAUUUGGGUAUCAAUUUGCGCUCGAAUGCGCCGCCACCGAAAUGUUUUCUGCCCAAGGCCCACAUACACACCUGGACGGGUCACAACAAGGGUAUCUCUUCCAUUCGUUGGUUCCCCAAGACGGCGCAUUUGUUGCUCUCCGGCUCCAUGGACUGUCGCGUCAAACUGUGGGAGGUGUAUGGCGAUCGACGAUGCGUUCGCACCUUCUCCGGGCAUAGGCAGGCCAUCAAGGAUAUUGCCUGGAACAACAAGGGCUCACAUUUUCUUUCCGCCUCGUAUGAUCGCUACAUAAAGCUCUGGGAUGCGGAGACGGGAGAUGUUGUGUCUCGCUUUACCACACGCAAAAUGCCGUUUUGCGUUAAGUUUCAUCCAGACAACAGCAAGCAGCAUCUCUUCGUGGCCGGCACCUCCGACAAGAAGAUCAUUUGUUGGGACAUACGGAGUGGUGACAUUGUUCAGGAAUACGAUCGUCAUUUGGGCUCUGUCAGCACCAUUACCUUUGUGGACGAUAAUCGGAGAUUCGUGACCACGUCGGAUGACAAGUCGAUGCGCAUUUGGGAGUGGGACAUUCCUGUGGACAUGAAGUACAUUGCCGACCCAACGAUGCACUCCAUGCCAGCAGUCACCUUGGCGCCCAAUGGCAAAUGGAUGGCCUGUCAAUCGCUGGACAACAAAAUCGUGAUAUUCUCCGCCCUCAAUCGCUUCAAGAUGAAUCGGAAAAAGACAUUCACUGGCCACAUGGUCUCCGGCUAUGCCUGCCAGUUGGACUUCUCGCCGGACAUGAGCUAUGUGGUGUCGGGCGAUGGCGAUGGCAAGUGCUACAUAUGGGACUGGAAGACGACGAAAAUGUACAAGAAGUGGCAGGCGCACGAUGGCGUCUGCAUCAGUGCCCUGUGGCAUCCGCACGAAGCCAGCAAAUUGGUCACCGCCGGCUGGGAUGGUCUCAUUAAAUAUUGGGAUUAAAUUACAGAAAUAGAGAAUUAAUUGAUAAGCACAAAAAGUAAAAUAUUAAAUGAUUAAAUGAGCUAGAACUUCUGAAUUUU
This is a messenger RNA of Drosophila navojoa, 1920 nucleotides long. RefSeq names its product pre-mRNA-processing factor 17. The record is from RefSeq and is a predicted model, not a curated record. Gene Ontology annotation, cellular component: catalytic step 2 spliceosome. Gene Ontology annotation, molecular function: protein binding; mRNA binding. Gene Ontology annotation, biological process: mRNA splicing, via spliceosome. Lineage: Eukaryota; Metazoa; Arthropoda; Insecta; Diptera; Drosophilidae.